Molecule: messenger RNA, 567 nt
Organism: Oppiella nova
Lineage: Eukaryota; Metazoa; Arthropoda; Arachnida; Sarcoptiformes; Oppiidae
Source: the annotation of a GenBank genome assembly
AUGGAUGGAGUGGUGAACAGUGGUCUCAAUGAGCGUCAAUUAAGGCUUAUCUACUUCCCUGACCCCACUUUCCACGCUUUCAAAGAGGGCGCCAGAGUUGUGUAUAUCGAGGAACCGGUGCUUAAGAUCGACGGCAAAGACUUGCGCAUCGAUUACCCGAUCGACAUCCGGGUCAGUGAACACCACAUUUACUGCAAUCUCACCGAAAGUAAGACAUUUGACGCCAUUUACUGUAAAAUUGAACAAAACGAAAAGAUAUGGCAAGUGGACGGCAAUGAGCACCGGGUGCUUAUCAGAGUCGGCAAAAUUAAUUUUAGUCCAGGAAACAUGACGUUCGCCAACAAACCGGCUAUUUUAAGCCUGGGCUCAAUACUGCUCAUCAUAUCCCUCCCCAUACUAUUGAUUAUAGCAAUAGUGGCUCUCAUUUACUAUUACGGACAGAAGAAAGGCAUAUCACUAUUCGGGAUCAAACCACCCAUUGAUCAGUUUGGUGUCAAUUAUACCAACCGAUCCAUUAGUCAGGACCCCAGCGAGAGGCCUCCCUAUGUCUCCCAGUCCUCAUCCAAU